ACUUUGUUCUUAACGGAAGUGGCUUGAACAAGAUUUUUACACACGUAACAUAGAAGUCUUUUAAAGUACAAUACUAUUCCGAAAGCGUUGUAUUAAAAAUGAACGGUUAAUUUAAGUUUUAAUAUUUAGCAAUGCCAUUUUGAAAAGAACAUAAGUAACAUAUGCGGUUAUAUGCUGAUGAAAUAAAGUAAAGAAUAAUAUUAAAGUUAGGUUACACAUUACUAUGUGCGAGAUGAAGCUUCAAGUGGUGUUAAUCGUUUUGUAUAUUACAUUGAAAUAUUGUUGGGCUGUCGAUGAUUCUUUGCUGUUCUCCGUGACUCGAGCUCCUCGAUAUUUUGGCAUAUUGCAAGACCAUAGAGGACAGCCGUUGUCAGUAGAAGUUUCAGAAGAAUAUAUGGAUCAAGAUUAUAUAGCGACUAAUAGGAAACGUCACAAAAUCGACUGGAAUAAAAACCCUCUUGAUAUGGAUGAUUUUGACGACGACGAUACUGAAGAGAUAUUUGACGAGAAGGAUAAAGAUGUAAAAGUUUCAAACAAAUACAAUUUGCAAGCAGGACCUGUAUAGAUUAGUUAAUGCAAUAAGUUCAAUAAACUAUUUCAUAUUGCA
Manduca sexta (tobacco hornworm) is the source of this 607-nucleotide messenger RNA. RefSeq lists its product as uncharacterized. NCBI's taxonomy places the organism in Eukaryota, Metazoa, Arthropoda, Insecta, Lepidoptera, Sphingidae. The transcript is spliced from 4 exons. Bases 224 to 565 code for a protein of 113 amino acids. The record is from RefSeq and is a predicted model, not a curated record.